CUGUUUUUCAAAUCCUACUUUCCCCCACAAAUUAAGCUAGAAAAUGUCUGAUUUAUUCCCAAUGGUUUAUUCGGUGAUGCUUUGCUCCAGUUCUUUGGUGCUAAAUACUCAUCUGGGUUUUGGAAUUUCCGUUUGAUUAAAAACAAUGAUUUCGGUAAUUAAUGUUUUUGGACGGUGGUUGAUUUUGUUGUGCUUUCUCCAGCAAUCAGAAAUUAUAAAAAGUUUGAAUCUUUUGACAAAAUAAUUAGGUUUUCAUGGGUCAACUUUGUUCUUCUACUGUAAUAUUUAAUCUCUAGUUAUUCACAGGGUAUGUUCAAAGACUACUAUUACUGUUAUGAAGUACAAACAAGAUGGUACCCCCAAAAUAGUUGUUGGUGGUGAUGGAAGGCAAUUUAAUGUGGAAGAAAAUGAAAUUGGGUGUGUUAGACUACUUGGCAGUUCGUCAAACUCAAGGGCUCAAUGUUAUUGAAUCAGUGGUUGCCGGAUUCGACGAGGAAUUAUCAAGCAGAGAUGACCGAUCUGUAUGCUUGCAAUUUGUGUCGUCUUUCAAUCUGCAUAGCAUCAACUUAUGAACAAACAACUGGUGGAUUCUUAUGCGUGAAGGUCCUUGAUUCAGAGGCAACAGCUCAUGUUUUUGAGAUGGAAGACAUUGAAGAACUGAAUCUUCGUAUUGGUCUGAAUCCUCCACUGUUGCCUACCCUACAUCCUCCAGGCUCAUCCUCCGGCUCACCCUCCGGCUCAUCCUACGGCUCAUCCUCCAGUUGAUUAUUGAAGAAUACAGUGGUCUAGGCAAUGAAGAAAUGUGACUUUUGAAGACUUGGUGUGUUUAAAGAUGUUGAAGACUUUGUUUAAGAUUUUGUAAGCCUUUUUUGUUGGAUCUUUUGAUGCAGUAGAACCUUUCUCAGGACUCAAUAGUGCUACUAAUUAUGCAGUAGAACCUUUCUCAGUGCUCAACAUCACGAGUACUACUAAUUAUGCGGUAGAACGAUGUUUAUACAAUUAUAUAUGGACAGCC
Molecule: messenger RNA, 1015 nt
Organism: Oldenlandia corymbosa var. corymbosa
Lineage: Eukaryota; Viridiplantae; Streptophyta; Magnoliopsida; Gentianales; Rubiaceae
Source: the annotation of a GenBank genome assembly